This is a messenger RNA of Acanthosepion pharaonis, 1188 nucleotides long. Lineage: Eukaryota; Metazoa; Mollusca; Cephalopoda; Sepiida; Sepiidae. The record is from the annotation of a GenBank genome assembly.
AUGUAUUCAUAUCUAUCUAUCUAUCUAUCUAUCUAUCUAUCUAUCUAUCUAUCUUUAUUAUCUGAGUAUUAUCUGAUCUAUCUAUCUAUCUAUCUAUCUAUCUAUCUAUCUAUCUAUCUAUCUCAGCCUGAUUAUAUCUAUCCAUCUAUCCCAUUUCUAUCUAUCUAUCUAUCUAUCUAUCUCAGGUUGAUUAUAUCUAUCCAUCUAUCCCAUCUGUUUCUAUCUAUCUAUCUAUCUAUCUAUCUAUCUAUCUCAUUAAUCUAUCUAUCUGACUCGUACGUUCAUAUCUAUCUAUCCAUUCAUCUAACUAUCUAUCUGACCCGGUUUAAUAUCUAUCUAUCGGUUUAUCUAUCUAUCUAUCUAUCUAUCUAUCUGACCCGGUUUAUCUAUCUAUCUGACCCGUUUGUUAAUAUCUAUCUAUCUAUCUAUCUAUCUAUCUAUCUAUCUAUCUAUCUGGUUAUGUUUAUAUCUAUCUAUCUAUCUAUCUAUCUAUCUAUCUAUCUAUCUAUCUAUCUGAGGCUGUUUAUCUCAAUCUAUUUAUCUAUGUAUCUCAGUCUGAUAAUAUCUAUCUAUCUGAGUACUUUGUUAAUAUCUAUCUAUGUAUCUAUCUAUCUAUCUAUCUAUCUAUCUAUCUAUCUGGUUAUUUUUAUAUCUAUCUAUUCAUCUAUCUGUCUCAUAUGUUCAUAUCUAUCUAUUCAUCUAUCUCAGUCUGUUAAUAUCUAUCUAUCUAUCUAUCUAUCUAUCUAUCUAUCUGAGGCUUUUGUUAAUAUCUAUCUAUCUAUCUAUCUAUCUAUCUAUCUAUCUAUCUAUCUGGGUAAUUUUAUAUCUAUCUAUUCAUCUAUCUAUCCCUGUCUGGUAAUAUCUAUCUAUCUAUCUAUCUAUCUAUCUAUCUAUCUAUCUAUCUAUCUAUCUGAGGCCGUUUAUAUCAACGUAUUUAUCUAUGUAUCUCAGUCUCAUAAUAUCUAUCUAUCUGAGUAUGUUCAUAUCUAUCUAUUCAUCUAUCUCAGUCUGUUAAUAUCUAUCUAUCUAUGUAUCUAUAUAACAACGUCGUCCAUUUAUUUUCGACGCCAUUUUGGCAUCAUCGAAUGUAUUUAUUUUACAUUAAACAUAUUUUUUUUAAUAUGGAUUCUUUUUCGUCUCUCUACUUUUCUUUCUCUUUCAUAUUUUCUCAUUUAUGGAAACCUCUAA